CUUGAAUUAAAUGUGUUAUUUCAAAAAUGGCAACAUUAAAAUUUAGUUUAGUGUUACUUCAGUUAAUUGUGUGUUGUUUCACGAUAAUAUUUUGCAAUGAUUUACCAAAGACACCAACAAAUGAUUCUUCAGAAUCUUCUGAAUCUGAAGAAGAUAUGGAAGAAGAACGAAUUUUACAUGGAUCUUUUGCAAGACCAAAAAGUUAUCCGUACAUGGUUUCGUUACAAGAAAAGAUUCCAGUUAUUUUGGUGGUAAAACUUACGGCAAGAUUUUGCGGGGGUGUUAUUAUACAACCCAGAUGGAUAUUAACUGCUGCGCAUUGUUUUGGAAAUGUAGACAAUCUAACAAAUUUUGAAAAUGAUUUUCGUGUGAAAGCUGGCGUUAUAGAUGGAUUUUCAUAUGGAUCCACAGCCCAGACUAUUCGUGUUAAAAAAAUAAUAUUGCAUCCACGAUAUAAUUCCUUUGGAGAAUUAGAAAAUGACAUUGCAUUGUUAAUGUUAGAAAGUCCCUUAAAGUACAAUAAAUAUGUUAAACCUAUUGCAUUACCGCCAAAAGAUUAUAAAGCUAAGGGAGAUGGAACCAUUCUUGGAUGGGGUACAAUUGAUAAAGCUGAAAAAAUUCAAUCAAAAGUUCUACGCUACGCAACCUUACCAGUAUCAAAACGAAAACAUUGUCGUAAAUAUUUCGAUAGUAUUACCAAGAGUCAAUUAUGUCUUGGAUAUGGUACUAAAGAAAACGCCUGUGCUGGAGAUUCGGGAGGACCUUUUGUUCAAACUAUUAAAGGAAAGCCAGCAGUAGUUGGAGUAACAUCUUUUGGAACAGUUGGUUGUAAUGAAAAUGAUCCCAUUGUUUACACAAAUGUUGCAUCAUAUUUGAAAUUUAUAAAGGAUACAAUCGAAGCAAAUUCAGAUAAAAAUAUUGUUAAACCAUAUACAUUGAACGACACAAAUUUGAAAACUGUUAUGGAACAUCCAUAUUUGGCAGCAAUUAUGGAAUUGAAUGCUGAAGAUAAUAGUUAUGAGAAAAUUUGUACGGGUGCGAUUAUAGAAAGUCAAAUUGUAUUAACAACUGCUGAUUGUUUUGAUAAUCGUGAAGGAGAAUUUGCCGAAAACAUUCGAGUUAAAGUUGGAACUAGUGAAAUUGAUAAUCCAACCAAAGGAGAAUUGUUUGAAGUAGAAAAUAUUCGAAGACAUCGUUCCUAUAACAUAAGUGACAUCAAUAUGAAAAAUAAUAUAGCAGUGAUGCAACUAAAAUCACGCCUGAAAUUUUCCAAGAAUGUUGGCAAAGCAAGUUUACCAUCGACCGAUUAUGAUCUGAAAAGUAUACAAGGAGAAAUUAUUGGUUGGGAUGUAAAUAAUUCAACACAAUCCCAUGAAUUGGUUAUUUCAAAUGUACAAAAUGGAAAUGCUGCAACAUGUAAACAACUAUAUCCAAAUGCAACCGAUUCUGAGAUUUGUGUAAAACGUUCGAACACCGAGUGCAACCAAGAGUCUGGUAGUCCAUUAAUUGUCAAAGCGAAAAAUGGAUUCUUUGUGGUUGGAUUGAAUUCAAUUUUUACUAGAAACUGUGAAAAUAAUCAACCAUUUUUAGUUGCGAAUGUUUUACAUUACAAAAAGUUUAUUGAUGAUAUAAAAAGUCCAUUUAAGGAUGACUAACUUUUCACGGAAAAAAGAUCAUCAAAUGAAUGUUUUUUGGCUCAAAUAAGGACAUCUUAUGAUUAAAUUUGUCCUUAUCUUUAAGAUAAUGUUAAAGUAUUAACUUUAUAUUAGUGCUUUUCCAAGCAAAUUUUUAGAUUAGCUUUUCUUAAGCAAAACGUUUUCACAUGUAAAAUUUGUUCUUUAAAAUUUCUAUAUUUUCCUACCCGCCAGUAGUUCCGAAGAAGAAUAUUUCCAGACAAAUUUUAAUUUCACCAAAAUGUUUGUUUUAUCGAACCCUAUUAGCCUUUGGUUUAUUCACUAUUUAUUUUGAUACACCGGAUAUUUUUACAUAGAUUUUUGGUCGAAAUUCAUACAAUUUGUAUUUCAAGAAAACGUUAUUGUUGAUUAUAUUGUAGCAAAUUUUCUUUUCUAAAAUUUUCCUUGCUAUAAAAAUUUCAAUUUGACUAAUUAAAAGAGAUGCCUGCAAAAUUACAAACGAUAAUUAACGAUAUAUAAUUGCUGGCAUUCAUUUCUCAACGCAUUCAAAAAAUAAAGAUAUGUCCUUAUUUGAAUCGAAUAUCUUUCAUUUGAACUAUUUGAUGGAAAAACUUUAUUUUUCGUCGUGUUUACUUACAUGCUGGAUUAAAAAAUAGAUUGUAUAGCAAAUAUAAAUAUUUAAUAAAGUUUUCCUUUUAUAAAA
Messenger RNA from Chrysoperla carnea, 2337 nucleotides. Its product is annotated as serine protease 40-like. The coding region runs from base 27 to 1655 and encodes 542 amino acids. Gene Ontology annotation, molecular function: serine-type endopeptidase activity. The record is from RefSeq and is a predicted model, not a curated record. Gene Ontology annotation, biological process: proteolysis. The transcript has 11 exons. NCBI's taxonomy places the organism in Eukaryota, Metazoa, Arthropoda, Insecta, Neuroptera, Chrysopidae.